AGGAGAUGAAUUAAAAUGCAGCACACCACGUGUACAGAGGACAGGAUCUACCACGCACUGGAAAGAUGUCUACAUGGGCUUAGCAGAGAUGCUGUCUCCAGCAGAUGGGCUGCCGGGCUGUGCCUGAAUUGCUGGAGCCUGCAGGAGCUGGUGAGCCGAGAUGCCGGCAACUACCUCAUCCUCGUGGAGAAGAUCCUCUGCAAGGCCAAAGAGGUGCAGGAGAAGUGUGACUACGAUCUCGUAACGCCCCUGGCUCUGCUCUUCUACUAUGCGGUGCUGUAUGCUCCCCACUUCCCACCCGGCUCCGACCUGCUCCUGAAAGCCGCCAGUGUAUACCACAGCUUCUUGACCUGGCCCGUGCCCUACUGUAACAUCUUCCGCGAGCUGCUCACCUUCAUCAGCGAUGAGCUCAAGGCCCCCGGAAUCUCUUUCCAGAGGCUGGUGAGGACGGAGCAGGGGCUGCCUGUGAAGAACUACCAGAGCUCCACCGUGACUGUGCUGCUGCUCAACCGCUCCGAGGUGCAGAGCGAGUUCCUGUCCAUCGCCGAGAAGCUGAGUGCCAGUGAGCACCCGCAGCACGCCACGCUCGUCAUGCUCCUCGAGCACCUCUACCAGGCCAACUUCGGCACCCGCUGCGACCUGGACAGCCUGCACCACCUCCUGAAGUCCAAGACACUGGAAGAGCUCUCGGAGAUCUACGCCAGCGCCGCCGACGCACAAGAGAUCGCAGCCGCCAGCAGCGACCCUGUCCCAGCCCGGGAGCAGCUGCAGUCCAUGCUGCGGGACAUUGCUGGGGCCGCAUCCUUUCCUGCCAUCGCGGGUGAGGCUCAGCCCCGCAAGCUCCACACCAUCCCUGUCCCCGCCACUCGCUGCUACACUUACAGCUGGGAUCAGGAUAACUUUGAUAUCCUCAAUGAUGUCCUCAGCAAAGAGUGCAGCGUUGUUGAGCCCAUGGCCUCAGAGAAUGAGGAGGAGGACGAAGAAGAGGAGGAGGUGGAAACCGAUGGCUGUUCCCCCGAGCGGGACUCUCUGCUUUCCCCCAUCUCCGCCAUUUCCAAAGACUCUGUGUACUCAGCGCUGUCGGAGGAGGGAUCUAAGCCCUCGCGAGUGUCCCUCUUCACCACCUCCAGGGACUCCAUCUCGGAGCUGACGGUGGUCUCCAGAAAGUCCUUGAAGUCAUUUGUGUCCAGCCUAAAGGACUGCAUGGACAGCGGGUACGCGGAGGACAGCGACGAGAGCUCCCUGGACAUGGUGGGCAGGCCGGAGCUGAAGGUGGAGAAGACCCACCACAAAUACAGACACACGCUGACCAACAAGAUCUACAAACUGUUCAAGAGCAAAAGCCAGCUGGUCUUGAGGAGGGACCUGAAGGACUGCCCGGAGACGGGCUCGCUCUCGCUGCCCCUGCGCCGGGCCGAGA
Molecule: messenger RNA, 1420 nt
Organism: Balearica regulorum gibbericeps (East African grey crowned-crane)
Lineage: Eukaryota; Metazoa; Chordata; Aves; Gruiformes; Gruidae
Source: RefSeq, a predicted model, not a curated record